AUGAAAGAUUUACAUCGAUGUAAUAUUUCUCAAACAUGUAGAACUUUACACAAUUUCACUUCAACUUUGUAUUCAGCAUUUGACUUUCCACUUUCUCCAAAUAAAAUAACUUCUUUAGCUCAAAAAAGACAAUCUAUAGUAACUGCGGAUAAUUUUCAAAGCGUUCCUACAAUUUUGGUUCGUUCUGGAGUUUACAAUAUUGCAAUUGGGUUUAGUAAUGGUGAUGAUUAUUCCGCCAUAUUUUUUAAUAAAAAAUGUAUUGUCAGAGUUGUCAAGGUUAAACAUCCUAAAUCAUCAUCCUCAAAAAACAGAAUAUUACAAAUCGAAUCUCCUAAAGGCAAAGAUUACUUUGCUCAUACAUCAACUUUAAAUGAUAUAUUGGAAAAGUAUGGAUUGAUCGCAAUUCGUAGAAAUUAUGGUGUUGUUAGUAUGAUUCGAAGGUUUCGUCAAAGAGAUCAAGCCAGCACAAAGGAACCACAAAAGAUUUCAAGUUCUGGAAAUCAAAGAUGGUUUAUCAAGGUAUUGACGCAAUUUCAUUAUAGGUAUUUGAUUUGCCAACAAAAACUUUAUGUCUAUGGCACUUCACUAAAAAAUAGACAUCAGGAAAUUAUAAAUUUUUUAGAUAUUGAAUUUAAAAAUUCUCUAAAAAAAACUUAUCAAUCUUAUUGGUCUAUUAUUAAUAAAAAAAAAUCCCCUCAAUGUUUAGCGACUAAAUUAUCUAAUAGUCUUGGAUCAUCCUCAAAUUGCAGUAUUAAUAAUGAUGAUGGCUAUGAUGGAAAUUUUGAAAAGUUUAUAACAAUGACAGAGAUGGAACAACAAUUAGCACAAUUAAAUGAGCGACACUUGUUUCUUGGUACUCUUAUGGAAAGGUUUAAAUCAGUCAUUUUAGAAAAUCAAAGUUUAGACUCAUGUUUUAUGGUGUUUAGAAAUUAUAAUCUACAGACUUUAUAUGAAAGUUUACGUACAAACUUGACAAAAGUUUUACAUAAAUAUGAUAAAGUUGUUGUAGUGAUAGAUGAAUUAUCAACAAAAUUUCAAAAUCUUCUUAAACAAUUAUAUGAACAAGAUAUGCGUAAUAAAUAUGCUAAGUCAUCUAAUUAA
Molecule: messenger RNA, 1101 nt
Organism: Entrophospora sp. SA101
Lineage: Eukaryota; Fungi; Glomeromycota; Glomeromycetes; Entrophosporales; Entrophosporaceae
Source: the annotation of a GenBank genome assembly